AUGGGAAUUAAAGACCUGUCCAAAGUAAUAGCUGAUAAUGCUCCGAAUGCUAUUAAGCUGAAUGAGAUGAAGAGUUAUUUUGGAAGAAAGGUAGCUAUUGAUGCGUCCAUGUGUCUUUACCAGUUUCUCAUUGCUGUGCGGCAAGACGGCUCACAAUUACAAUCAGAAAGUGGUGAAACAACAAGUCAUCUUAUGGGUAUGUUUUACCGGACCAUUCGUAUGAUAGACAAUGGAGUAAAGCCUUGUUAUGUAUUCGAUGGGAAACCACCCGACAUGAAGAGCGGAGAGCUGGAGAAAAGAAGCGAAAAACGAGCUGAAGCAGAGAAAGCUCUGACCGAAGCUAAGGAGCGCGGGGAUGUUGAAGCAGUCGAUAAAUUUGAGCGACGUUUGGUAAAGGUCACAAAGGAACAGAACGAAGACGUCAAGAAGCUUCUUCGCUUAAUGGGUGUGCCAAUUGUCGAGGCAAGGGGUGAAGCUGAAGCUCAAUGUGCUGCUCUUGUUAAGGCUAAAAAGGUCUACGGUACAGCAACAGAAGACAUGGAUGCUUUGACAUUCGGAUCUGAUGUUCUUCUUAGGCAUAUGACAUUCGCGGAAGCAAAGAAAAUGCCUAUCAAGGAAUUCUCCCUCCCUCGUAUCUUGUCAGAUUUCGACAUGACCUAUGAACAAUUCAUCGAUCUCUGUAUUUUGCUUGGAUGUGAUUACUGCGAAUCGAUACGAGGAGUUGGUCCGAAGAAAGCUUUUGAGCUUAUCAAAGCACAUGGCGACAUCGAGUCGGUUUUGGAGAAUAUUGAUACAAAAAAGUACCAAAUACCAGAAAACUGGCCGUACAAGCGGGCAAGAGAGCUAUUCCUCCAUCCCGAAGUGGCUGAAUGUGAAAGUCUAGAAUUGGUUUGGAAAGAGCCUGACGUUGACGGAAUUUUGAAGUUUAUGUGCGAAGAGAAGAAUUUCAAUGAAGAACGAGUUAAAUCAGCUAUUGCAAAAAUGCAGAAAGGUCGCAGUGCAGCUGCACAGGGCCGAAUCGAUGCUUUCUUUUCUGUCAACAAAACCGUUCGCUCGGAACCCACUUCGGCGAAGAGGAAAGUUGAAGAGCAGAAGAAGACAACCAAAAAGAGAGGGCCUCCACUCAAAAAGCCAAAGUGAUUUCAGAAUGUUUCUAUGUAAAUUUCUGUACUUUUGCUUACUUUUUAUCCAUUUUACGUUGUAACUUGUCAUGACGG
Messenger RNA from Cylicocyclus nassatus, 1217 nucleotides. NCBI's taxonomy places the organism in Eukaryota, Metazoa, Nematoda, Chromadorea, Rhabditida, Strongylidae. The record is from the annotation of a GenBank genome assembly.